AAUAAAGAAACAGGAAAAGUGAGCAGGAAACCAGCGACGUCACAGAGGAGAGAAGCUCAGAGCGAACGCCAUCGCCUGCCGAGCACUGAAGCGCCGACCAGCCGCCUCCAAUGAAAAGAUACUUUAUAACAGUGUGUAUACUGGGAUUACUGGGACGGGGUUACCAGCAGUGCCCCUCGAGCUGUCAUGGAAACGCCGAGUGUAAAACCGUGAAAGGAAUCACCGCGUGUUACUGCGCCAACGGAUACACCGGCGACGGCAUCAACUUCUGCAAAGAUGAUAAUGAAUGUCAAAACGCAACCUUUAUUUGUGGAGAAAACGCCAACUGCACAAACACGGAAGGCGGAUACUACUGCAUGUGUGUCCCGGGAUUCACGUCCAGCGGGUCGGAGCAGUUCGUCACCAACGACGGGACCUACUGUAUGGAUAUAGAUGAAUGCGGUGAAAGUAAAUGCGGGGAUCAUACACGGUGCGAAAACACCGCCGGAGGGUACGCUUGUUCCUGCCAGGAAGGUUAUCAACCGUCCUCAGGAAGACGACAGUUUACGGCGGAUGACGGCACUUAUUGUCGAGAAAACCUGAAGAUUAAAUGCCAUUUGGACGAUAACUGCAUUUCUGCAAAUAUUAAUCAAACCUUAAGUAAAGUCGGCAGCAUUAAGGAGCCGAUUGCCGCGCUAAACGAGAUUCAGAAAAGCACCGCCGGAGAGGUCCAGCCGGUAGACGUGAUUUCCUACGUCGAAGCGCUUGCUACAUCUUAUCCAUUUCUGAGCUCUGCGAACAAAACAGCAGCGAACAAAGAGAGUCUCGCCAACACUACCAUUACCACUUUUGUUAAUACCGUGAACAACUUCGUAGAAAAGGAUAAAAUUAAAGUUUGGAAGAAGCUAUCGGAGAAUGACAGGAAAAGAAGCCUGACGAAGCUCCUUCACUCCAUGGAGCGAGCUGCCCUGGAGCUGUCCCAGGACUUCAAAAGGACCUCGCAGGUCGACGUCGAUGCCAGCGACGUGGCUCUCAAAUUGUUUACCUUUGACUCCGGCCACAUGAAGCACAUCCACCCGCACGUGCUUAUGGAAGGAGAUUACAUCAAGAUCUCCCCCAAGAAAAAGGAAACAUCUCUUCCAAAUGGCACCGUAUCUAUCGUGUUCUUGCGAUACGACACCGUUGGAGUUUUGCUCGAAUCUUCAGAAAACAAUAAUAAUGGGGAGAAAAGCCAACUCCCCGAAGAAUCGCAGCAGAUAAUAUCCCCCGUUAUCGCUGCCGCCAUCCACUCGGACCCGCCGACACUCUACCAGCUGGACAAAGUUACCUUCACGUUAAAACAUUCACAGCCGUCCACGGAUCCCAGUCUGGUGCAAUGUGCGUUCUGGAAGUAUUCACCUGACAGCAUGCAGGGAGAGUGGUCUACAGACGGCUGCGAGGUUCUCUAUUCCAAUGUGAGCCAUACCUCCUGCAAAUGCAACCAUCUCACUCACUUUGCUAUCCUGAUGACAUCAUCAGGUCCCAGCCAGCUCGCCGCUCACCAGACCGUCCUGACCCGGAUCACCCAGCUGGGGAUCGUCGUCUCCCUGAUCUGCCUCUCGCUCUGCAUUUUCACGUUUUUCUUCUUCAGCGAAAUCCAAAGCACGAGGAUCACGAUUCAUAAAAACCUCUGCUGCGCCCUGUUUUUGGCUGAACUCCUUUUUCUUAUUGGUAUAAAUAUGACAAAAAACAAGCUCCUCUGCGCUGUCAUCGCGGGGUCGCUGCAUUACUUCUUCCUGGCCGCCUUCGCGUGGAUGUGCAUCGAGGGAAUCCACCUCUACCUGAUGGUGGUCGGGGUCAUUUACAACAAAGGAUUCCUGCACAAGAACUUCUACAUCUUCGGCUACUGCAGCCCCGCCGUGGUCGUGGGAAUCUCUGCUGUUCUUGGUUACAAAUAUUACGGCACGGAUAAAGUAUGUUGGUUGAGUACCGAAAAUAACUUUAUAUGGAGUUUUAUCGGGCCGGCCUGCUUGAUCAUUCUCGUUAACCUGAUGGCGUUCGGCGUGAUUAUAUACAAAGUCUUCCGACACACUAAGAUGCUGAAACCAGAAGUCAGCUGCUACGAAAGUAUAAGGUCCUGCGCCCGAGGUGCCCUCGCUCUCUUAUUUCUCCUUGGAGCCACCUGGAUGUUUGGGGUUCUUCAUGUGGUGAAUAGGUCCGUGGUGACCGCGUAUCUCUUCACAAUCGCCAACGCGUUUCAAGGAAUGUUCAUCUUCAUAUUCCUCUGUGUCUUGUCCAAAAAAAUCCAAGAAGAAUAUUACAGGUUAUUCAAAAAUGUUCCGUGCUGUUCUAGAUUUCUGAAAUAAGUAGGGAAGAAUCCGGAACGCAUCAGAAAGUCCAAAACGAAGUGCAAAGCCGCUGUGACAAUGGAAACAUUACUGCCCGUCCCGUCAGCCGACAGGGGUAACUAGGGUUUAGGACUCGUCGCUGAAUCUGUUUCUCU
Molecule: messenger RNA, 2461 nt
Organism: Spea bombifrons (plains spadefoot toad)
Lineage: Eukaryota; Metazoa; Chordata; Amphibia; Anura; Pelobatidae
Gene: ADGRL4
Product: adhesion G protein-coupled receptor L4
Exons: 16
Coding region: 111-2324 (737 amino acids)
Biological process (GO): adenylate cyclase-activating G protein-coupled receptor signaling pathway; cell surface receptor signaling pathway
Cellular component (GO): membrane
Molecular function (GO): calcium ion binding; G protein-coupled receptor activity
Source: RefSeq, a predicted model, not a curated record